Cryptomeria japonica (Japanese cedar) is the source of this 768-nucleotide messenger RNA. RefSeq lists its product as uncharacterized. The coding region runs from base 1 to 768 and encodes 255 amino acids. NCBI's taxonomy places the organism in Eukaryota, Viridiplantae, Streptophyta, Pinopsida, Cupressales, Cupressaceae. Gene Ontology annotation, molecular function: RNA-DNA hybrid ribonuclease activity; nucleic acid binding. The record is from RefSeq and is a predicted model, not a curated record. The transcript has a single exon.
AUGUCUAAUAGACCUUUCUUCCUGUGCAUCUCUGCUUCAUCUCACACUCUAGCGACUUUGUUAGCUCAGCACGAUGAUGAAGGUCGGGAAAGAGAAGUCUAUUACAUUAGCCAUACUUUGAUAGAGUAUGAAACCCGAUAUUCCGCUGCGGAAAAACAAUGUCUAGCUCUUGUCUUUGUGACUCAGAAGCUAAGACAUUAUAUCCUUCAUGCAGAAACGCGGGUCAUUGCUAAGAAUGAUAUCCUUAAGCACCUCUUCGCAAAUUCUGAUCUCUCAGGAAGGUUGGCCAAGUGGGUGAUGUUGCUCUCUGAAUUUGAUCGGAAAUUCAUAACUCAGAAGUUAAUCAAAGGGCAAGUCAUCGCUGAUCAAUUGGCCAGCGCUCCCUUAGAAAAAUCCUUUCUUACCUUGAACCUAUUCCCUGAAGAGGAUGUGUUGGUCAUUGAUCAUGACUCUGUAUGGGACAUGUAUUUUGACGGGUCGAGGUGUCAGACUAGCUUAGGAGCGGGUGUAGUCUUUGUUUCACUUGAAGGAAAGCUAGUUCCUCUCUCGUUUCGUUUGGAAUUUAAUUGUACCAACAACAUUGUUGAGUACGAAGCCUUGAUUGUAGGGUUUCGUGCCGUGAUUUCCAUGGGUGUGAAAAACAUCCGUAUCCAUGGAGAUUCAAAACUUAUCGUAAACCAGGUUAUAGGUGCUUAUCGUGUUAAGCAACUGAAGUUGUCUAAGGAUUUGGUAUUAACUAUGCUAACAAUUCACUACUUACACGAUUGA